ACAGUGGGAGUUGGAAAGAACCUAUGGAGGACAUCUAGUCCAACCUGCUUGCUGAAGCAGAGUCACCCAGAGCAGGUUGCUCAAGGAUCUGGAAGAGGGAAAAAAGAAGAGAGAGAGAGAGAAAGAAAGCCCUUUUAACAGGGAGCAGCUCUGCAGGAGGACACCAUUACUCCCUGAUCUUCAUGCCCCUCUACUGGCUUCAUCCUCAUUCAGGCUUGAAGGAUCUAAGGAAAUUACAGAAUUUAACAGCUUUACUUCAGAAAUCCAGCUGUCAGACACACCACCUGUCCUCUGGAGUAAAAAUAAACGUGACUGGAGCAAAACAGAUAGUCCAGCAAGAACAGAGAAACCACACUGCAGAACCUGUAGUAGAUGACUACAAGAGGAUGGGGACUCUCUUUGGUGAACUAAACAAAAGCCUAAUCAGAAUAGGCUUCACAAGGAUGUACUUUGGAGAACGCAUAGUAGAGCCUGUAAUAAUUAUUUUCUUCUGGGUUAUGCUCUGGUUCCUUGGCCUACAAGCUCUUGGACUGGUUGCUGUUCUGUGCCUUGUCAUUAUUUAUGUACAACAGUAAAAUUUUGCAGACUGUUUGGAUUAGGUAUUUCAAUACUGUCACUGUGUCAGUGGAUUUAUGUGUUUUGGUAAACAGGUGGUACGUCAAAAGCUGCAAUGCUUCAAAUUGCAUCUUGCUGAACUGCCAGUGUUUCAGAUGAGGGGGACUAAAAUUAGGCAUUUAAGCAAAGUCAGUGCAGUACUACAUCUUGGAAGGCCAGAAAAGAAGAUGUUUGUGAGGUAGUGGUGGCCAGUGUGCUGUUUUCUGCACUCUUGGGGCUUUUUGUUUCCCCUGCCUGCCUCACUGUUCUUACUUUGUAUAGUGAAAAUUUCCUCUCUGUAAGAGGACGCUUGAUGAGAGUGUCCUGUUUCUCUGUUGGGAUGGGGGCUCACAUGCUCUUUGUUCCCUGAGUCUGCAUAAUUUGGCAGUUUUUUGCUGAAAAGCUAGAUCUGCAGGAGGAGCAGGUUUGCUAACAAACCUACAAUGACAAACAUUCCUAAGGGGAGUUCAACUUCCCAGCACAAAAGCAUCUUCAGUUAGUGUAGGUUCUAGCAAGCCUUACCCCAGAAAGCAAUCCCUGGCAGCAAAUGUGUAAAUGCUUUUACACUAAUAUUAGUGACUUCACACAAAAAGCUUCAGCUGUUGCUGAGAGGGAAUCACAUUCCUCUGUUGGCCAAAUAGUCUAAUGUAGCUUUGCCUUGGUUUUGGAAAUGAACUCAGCUCCUGCUGCUGUUUUUCUUUCUCGUUGUUGUUUUUAUACUUACUUUUUUUGUCAGCCCUCCUUCUGAAGAUAAAUAUUUGUGUAAUUCAUGGACUUCUCAGGCAGUUAGAGCUGCAGUGUUGGAGAGUUGCCAUUCCAGACUUCUCUGCCUCCUUUGGGUCCUGUGUUAAGUGUCUAAGCAAACCACAUGGAUAUCAGACCAGAUCUCUUAACGCUUCCCUGACCUGCUGCAGCCUGGACCCAACAGAGCUAGGAGCUGUGCAUACGUAAGCAGUUCUCCAUGCAGGGCAAGAAAGUAGUUGGAAUCAGGUGGUUGUUUUAUUUAGUACUCUUACCUGAUUAAUUUCUAUGCUUGGCAACAGAAAUAUGUAUCUAUAAGUGCAUGUCACGGGCAACACAAAUCAGAGAAGAGAUUAUCCAGGAGGAGGUACAAAGUUCACUCUGGCUCCACAGGAUGUGUACCUGGAGCAUGUUGAAUAUUUCCAAGUUAAAUGUGCUCAUUUAAGGAAAAACAGUAAAUUGAGACAGAACCUUUACUGAAUGGGUUGCCAAUUUAAUAUUUGCUCUGUAUUACUUUAGUAAGAAAAGCAAUUGCAAAAUUGCCUUCAUCUAUGGCAGAGUGAAAGUCAAUAUUUACUUAAAGAAAUGUAAUAGAAGAUGUGAAAUUCAUAGAAAACUACUGAACCUUUUGCAGUGACUCUUUUGAUAUACAUUUUUAUGCUAGCAGAGAGCAAAAGUAAAUGAAUUGAAAAUGCUGUCUUACUCAGAGACAUCUGGAGCUAAGGGAACCAUAGUCCCUGCCCUGCAACUAGAUUCUCAAGGCUGAGUCCGUAAAGACUUUCCUAUUAAUGGAGUAGUUGUUGCUUAGGGCAGCAAACAUGCAAGCCCAAGGCCUUUCACAGCUUUAUGUGCCUACAUGUCAUCUGUAGACCUGUCUCUGUGCUUUUAUAAUGAAUGCAAAGUUACCUUCUGAGGAGCCAGGUCCUCUCUCUUGACAUUCAGAUUGACCUUGAGUGUGGAUCUGAGAGGCUCUGUUGGACCAGCAGGACUGCAAGGCCACAGGACUGGGGCCCAGUUGCGUGUUUAGAUGGCAAGCUGCAUUGGUUGUCACCUACUAGAAUAGUUGUGGUGGAGGCAGGGAAGCAUUUGAUAACAGGUGUUUGUAGAUGGAAAGAAGUCCCAAAACAAAAAGCAAGUGCAGGCUGAACUCAGAAGCAGGAGCCCUGUACUCACAAGUGCCUAAGGGUAAACUUUGGUUUUGUUUCAAGUCCUUUCGAAAGCAGAACAUCUGUUUAUACCUUUGUAUGUUUGUAUAGAUACAAUGGUGGAUCUCUCUGUAUUCUUCCUCUGUGUAAGGGCUGUACUACAAAAGCACCCUGUCAUUAGACAAAAAAACCCACAACCUUUCUCCCACCAUCAAGGUACUGUUCAGUGGGUCUUGUCCCCUAGGAGGAAGUGUUCCUGUUCUGUCCUUAGUGCAGUAGCACUCUUGUGUAAAGACACGGUGCUGUGAGAUGGCAUGCAGGUUAUUUCCCUGAAGUGGUGAUUUUGCUCUGUACAUGAGUAAUGGGGACCACUGGACCCAAGGGUGUGAGUGCCAAGUUUAAUGAGGGCAUGGUUUAUUUGCAUGCAGCCCUGUAAUAUGUGCACAGCUGUGACUGUGUCACUGAUGGAAGUCAUCUCAGUUGUUCUUUCACUGUCUGUGUUUGUAUCCAUGUGCUCUGGGGAAAGGUAGCUCUUGGACAGUGUGUGUUUUCUAUGGUUUCCCUUGAGAAUAACUUUCAUUUCUUGCUCUUCAUAGAAGUGUUUAAUUUUUAAACACUUGGAAAAAAAAUUAGCCCUCCUAUUGGUAUUGACUGAAAAUGAGGAGGAAAAAAAGAGAAAGAAACAUGUAUUGCAUGAAAGACACCCUUGUCUGUUUGAUUUCAUACAUUCCAUUGUAUAUAACAAUUUGCACCAAGUCACCUGUCCUGAUUUUGUGCUCUUGCUCUGUCAGUUGCAGGAAAGAGGAGUUAAGGCCAAAAAAAAGGGACUGAGAUAAAAUCAGCUGUAAAGAGCAGAAAAUGGAAUGCAGUGAAAUGAUGCAUAAGUGUCAAAAGAUAUCUGAUCUUACCUGUGUGCCAAACAUGAGAGGGCAGUGGGCAAAGAGUCCUUGCAUUGUGGUGUUUUUCCAUCCAGAUGUAGUUCCAAGGGUUCAAAGGAUGUCUCUAGCUAAAAAAGAAGACUGAUUUAAAUAAAAAGGACAAUUUCACUGUUGUCUGUAUAGUAAAAAUAGAUGAUGCAUGUAUGAUUAUUAUUCUGAAAGCAGAUUUAGGUAUUGGAUGAAGGAAUUCUGUCCCUUACACCUAACAACACGAUGUAGUUCCUGUUGGUCAGCGUAAUGCAUUGAAAGCUUUUUACCUAACCUCUGUUUUUUAAAGGAUGGACACUUCAGUGCUGUUUCACACCCACCAAAUACAUAAAUGUUUGAACUGUUGUGCACAGAGAAGAAACUCUACAUGUAGGAGACUCUUGGAUAGCCUUGUUUACACUGAAACAUCAGCACACCAGAACUGUCCAUAUCAAAAGGAGAAACCACAUGUCUUAAAACCUCUGUCUGAAAUGAAUCCUAUGGAAAGCACUUUGCUAUUCUUUCUAAUAAAGAGUAUUGCCAUCA
This is a messenger RNA of Pogoniulus pusillus (Red-fronted tinkerbird), 3931 nucleotides long. RefSeq names its product family with sequence similarity 241 member A (gene FAM241A). Gene Ontology annotation, cellular component: intracellular membrane-bounded organelle. Lineage: Eukaryota; Metazoa; Chordata; Aves; Piciformes; Lybiidae. The record is from RefSeq and is a predicted model, not a curated record. Bases 183 to 575 code for a protein of 130 amino acids. The transcript is spliced from 5 exons.